AAAAAGAAACAUUGAAGCAGUUAUUGCUUCCAAAUUGCCGAUGGAAUACAAAAAGGAAUCUGUAUAAAGGAAGGAAAAUAAUAGAUCGUUUUCCUUUAGGCAAGUUUUUUCUUUAAAGUAUUUACUCAAAAUAGAAUACACUAAGUAAAAAGAUCUAUUUAAUGAACACAGUUUGCUAACGGCGGUUUUUCUUACAUGCUCCCAUUUUGCCAAGGAUUUGCUGCAAUAGGCAUAUCUAAAUAAGAUUGUCGUUGUUUUUUCUGUUACAAAAUUGAAAACUUCUAGACUUUACGUGUUUCUUCAUAAGAACUUUUAGGGAAUCAUUUAUUGAUCAUGGGUUGUAAAUGAUCCAAGUGCCUCUUUGCUUCUGCGUAGUCAUAUUGUUAUGUCUGGACAAAUUCAGUAAUGACCUAAAAAGAGGGUUCACAUGCUGAAGAUCAAGCCACUAUCCAAGGGACUUCAGCCGUAGUGACUGGAACCAAGUUCCACGGAGUCAGAAUGGUUCCUGCGACGGCUGUGUUUGUGAACAUUACAAAUCACAUAACACGCGAAGAACCCAACACUGUUGAUGGAUUGGAAACAAUAGGGAUGGAUACCACCACUUUGUCAGGAAAUGCCUCAAAUAAUGUGACAGAAAUACCAUAUUUUAUAGUACCUGGAUAUGUAACGGGUAUAUUGAUUGUCUUGUACUCGGCCAUCACUGUAUUGGCAAUAGGUGGGAACUCUCUAGUAUGCUAUGUCGUAUUGGCGUAUCAAAGGAUGCGAACUGUCACAAACUAUUUUAUCGUCAACCUGGCAGUGAGUGACAUUUUGAUGGCAGUUUUGUGUAUUCCGUUGACUUUUGUCGCAAAUAUCUUACUGAACUACUGGCCAUUUGGCGCAUUGCUCUGUCCUAUUGUCUUAUACGUACAGGCUGUGUCAGUAUUUCUGAGCGCCUUUACUUUAGUGGCGAUAAGCGUAGACAGAUAUGUUGCCAUUAUUUAUCCUCUUCGGAAGCGUAUGACAAGCAAAAUGGCCGUCAUCGUCAUUGCAAAUAUCUGGUUUCUGUCCCUGGUUGUCCCUUUACCAACAGCAAUAUUGUCAAAAGUAGAUGAAGAUAACAAAUGCUACGAACAUUGGCAUGACUGGACACAGAGGUUCCAGUAUACGGCAGCAAUCAUGGUCUUACAAUACGUUCUGCCUCUCUGCGUCUUAAGUUUUACCUAUCUAAGAAUUGGUGUUGUAAUUUGGGUGCAAAAGAUUCCUGGGGAGGCCCUCAAUAACAGGGAUCAAAGAAUGGCAGCUUCGAAGAGAAAGAUGGUGAAAAUGAUGAUAACGGUUGUCUCCCUGUACGCCAUAUGCUGGCUCCCUCUCCACGCUAUAACCUUGAUCGGCGAUCGUCAUCCAGGUAUCUAUUUUUAUAAAUACAUUAAUCUCAUCUGGAUUUCCAUACACUGGCUGGCAAUGAGCAACUCCUGCAUCAACCCGAUCGUGUAUUGCUGGAUGAAUUCAAAGUUUCGUAAUGGAUUUCGUUUUGCGUUGCGGUGGUGUCCGUGUUUUAGAAUUGAUCUGCGAAGGGCAAUGUCGGAUCGACUAAAGAGUGCCCAAAAUGGAGGUUCAAGACGCACAAGUGUAAGAAACUCUGUGGCUUUAACGCUGUCGAAUUUCUCAAGUUACAGGAAGCAUUCAGAGGAUUCUCCCGUGCAUUUGGCCAAUGGAGAUAGGCGGCAAGCUAACAGAGAAGAACGUAAAUUAGGAUGUUUAAAAGAGUAUAUGACGCGUCGGCCCAGUCUUGAGAGUCCAGGACGCAGUUGUAGUAUUGCUGACAGUGACAGUCGAUAAUGUUAUAUGAUAAUGUUAUAUAUGAGUUAAAUUGUUAGAUGAACAAGACAUUAUUGAAAUAUUAUAAUGCUUUAUAUUAUUAGUAUAUCACGUAAGUUGACAACCACUGACUGUUGUGGAUAUCCCUAUAUGCCCUUUGUAAUUUUCAAUGUUUAUAGACAUUUAGCCUACAGUUAGAAGCAAAAUAUGCUUAUUUUAUUUAUUAACUAACAUAGUCUGUUCGAUUAUGCGUUGAUGUGUACAUUUG
This is a messenger RNA of Lingula anatina, 2068 nucleotides long. Its product is annotated as RYamide receptor. NCBI's taxonomy places the organism in Eukaryota, Metazoa, Brachiopoda, Lingulata, Lingulida, Lingulidae. Gene Ontology annotation, molecular function: tachykinin receptor activity; neuropeptide Y receptor activity; neuropeptide binding. The record is from RefSeq and is a predicted model, not a curated record. Gene Ontology annotation, cellular component: neuron projection; plasma membrane. Gene Ontology annotation, biological process: G protein-coupled receptor signaling pathway.